AUGGACCACGCCAUGUAUCAUUCCCUUGGCAUGGGCCAGCAAGAUCCCAACGACCCAAACAACCAGUACAACCAGUCGAACCAGGGCACACCCAAUCAGUUCCAACCGCCGGUUGCUCCCAAUCCAUACCAACAGCAGCAACAACAACAACAGUUCCCCCCUCAGGGCACUCCCCAGGGACAGCAAUACUAUGGCACGCCCUCGUCAAUGCCACCUGGCGGUCCCUCGCCCCAGCCAACACAGGGAUAUUUCCAGGGCCAGCACCAAGCAGACCCGAACGAUAUAACAUCACAGAUGGCAGGCAUGUCGCUAGGCUCUGAGGGCCACCAGGUUGGGACGGGGAAGAGGAAGAAGAAGGACAGGCACGCAUACCACCAGGUCGAAUCCACCGGGUCUUCUCAGCCAUUCAACGGCAUCCCUCCCGCAGGUACACCUGCUACGGCCUUCCUGAAUGCGGACCCCUCAGGGACCACUGGCUUCGUUGGUCAGCCGGGUUUCUCGCCUCAGCCUCAUCAAGGCCAGUUUCCGGCUCCCGCCAAUGCCCCGUAUACACCGGGGAGUACUGCUUCUCCAGCAGAGUUCGGGGCAAGAAAUGGCUCCAGUGAAGCUGCUGUCGCAGCUGGAGGCCAGAACAAGGUCUCACAGGACGAGCUGCCCAGCGUGCCUAUCGCUCGAGACGCCGCGCAGCAAUAUUAUCUCACCAACAUAUACCCUACCUUCGAGAAACAUGUACCGCCUCCCGCUUCAGUUUCCUUCGUCGCCUUUGACCAAGGCAAUUCCUCACCGAAGUUCGCCCGCCUGACUAUGAACAACAUUCCCGCUACUUCUGAGGCAUUGCAUACGACUGGCCUUCCUCUCGGACUCAUGCUUCAACCACUGGCUAAGGCACAAGCAGGAGAGUCUGAGGUCCCUGUUCUAGACUUUGGUGAUAUUGGUCCACCCAGGUGCCGGAGGUGUCGAGCAUACAUCAAUCCUUUCAUGAUGUUCCGUUCGGGUGGCAACAAGUUUGUUUGCAACCUAUGCACAUAUCCCAAUGAUACCCCGCCAGAAUAUUUCUGUGCAACUUCGCCGCAAGGCAUUCGUGUUGACCGAGACCAACGACCUGAGCUGUGCCGUGGUACCGUCGAAUUUGUCUGCCCCAAGGAGUACUACAACAGGGAGCCAGUAGGCUUAAGAUGGCUGUUUGUUAUCGAUGUAACCCAAGAGGCUUACAACAAGGGUUACCUCGAAGCGUUCUGUGAUGGCAUUUUGGCCACUUUAUACGGCGCGGACGAAUCAGAUGAAAAGGACGAGAAUGGCGAGGCGAAGAAAAGAAUACCACCCAACUCAAGGGUUGGAUUCGUCACUUAUGACAAGGAGGUGCACUUUUACAACUGCAGUGCUGCGUUGGAACAAGCCCAAAUGAUGAUCAUGCCCGACAUCGAGGAUCCAUUUGUACCUCUGAGCGAUGGCCUUUUUGUUGACCCUCAGGAGUCGAAGACUGUCAUCUCAUCUCUGCUCACAAGAUUACCCCAGAUGUUCUCUGCAAUUAAGAACCCAGAGCCCGCGCUGCUGUCUACUCUCACUUCCGCCGUCUCCUCUUUGGAGAAGACCGGAGGCAAACUAAUCUGCUCGCUGUCAGCAUUGCCUACAUGGGGCCCUGGCCGUUUGUUUAUGAGGGACGACGGCAAGCACCCUGGUGGCGAGAUAGACAAGAAACUGUUCACAACUGAGCAUCCUGGAUGGAGGAAGCUCGGCGAGAGGAUGGCUGCCGCUGGAGUCGGUGUCGAUUUCUUCUUGGCUGCACCCACUGGUGGCUAUCUCGACAUUGCUACAAUAGGUUAUGUGUCUGCCAUAACCGGUGGUGAGACCUUCUACUAUCCGAACUUUGUAAACGGAAGAGAUAAUGCCAAGUUGUCACUUGAGGUGAAGCAUGCAGUCACUCGAGAGACCGGCUACGAAGCUCUCAUGAAAGUGCGGUGCUCCAACGGUCUGCAAGUCUCCGGGUACCACGGCAACUUCAUACAACACACCUUUGGUGCCGAUCUCGAGAUUGGUAGCAUCGAUGCGGACAGGGCAAUUGGCGUCACUUUCAGCCACGACGGCAAGCUAGACUCGAAACUGGAUGCUCACUUCCAGUCGGCGUUGCUGUACACCACCGCAAAUGGCGAGCGCAGAGUGCGCUGUUGCAACAUUGUGGCUAGUGUCAGUGACAAUGCCAAGGAGAGCAUCAAGUUUGUCGACCAAGACGCGGUUGUCUCGAUCAUCGCCAAGGAAGCAGCGACAAAACUAGCAAGCACAUCAUCCUCACUGAAAGACAUCAGGCUCAUCCUACAGGAGAAGACGAUCGACGUGAUGGCUGGCUACAGGAAGCAUUUCGUUUCGCAGUCGUAUCCACCGGCGCAGCUCGUCAUGCCAGACAAGCUCAAGGAGCUCUGCAUGUACAUGCUCAGCAUGAUCAAGUGCAGAGCUUUCAAGGGCGGCAACGAGACCUCGGACCGACGUGUACACGAGAUGCGAAUGAUCCGCGGGAUGGGCUGCCUCGAAAUGAGUCUGUACCUCUAUCCGCGCAUGAUAGCUGUCCACAACCUUCAGGAGACGGAAGGAUUCGCGGACCCUGAAACAGGCCACCUGAAGCUUCCGCCUACGAUGCGCAACACCUUCAGCAAGGUCGAGCCGGGCGGGGUAUACCUAAUGGAUAAUGGUCAACAAUGUAUCAUGUGGUUCCACGCUCAGACGUCGCCGAAUCUGAUCCAGGAUCUCUUUGGCGAAGACAAGACAACGCUACAGAGUCUCGACGCAUAUACGAGCGAGUUGCCCGUGUUGGAGACGCUUCUGAGUGCGCAAGUGCGGAAUAUCAUCGAGUUCUGGAAGACGCUAAGGGGCUCCAAGGGCUUCACUGUUCAGCUCGCAAGGCAAGGUAUUGAUGGCGCCGAGUAUGAGUGGGCGCGCGGGCUGGUCGAAGACAGGUACGUAACUUACGACAAGGACAACAGGGCAUAUGCUGACACCACGAUCAGGAAUAAUGAGGCGCAGUCGUAUGUGGACUGGCUCGUCAACAUACACCGCAUGGUGCAGCUCGAGCUCGCAGGUCAGCGCAAGAAGGAGGUCGAGACGGAGAACUCGGCCAUGGGGACCUUCGCCGGCCUAAGGCCCGCCUACUGGUAA
Molecule: messenger RNA, 3147 nt
Organism: Diaporthe amygdali
Lineage: Eukaryota; Fungi; Ascomycota; Sordariomycetes; Diaporthales; Diaporthaceae
Product: transport protein sec24
Exons: 3
Coding region: 1-3147 (1048 amino acids)
Biological process (GO): endoplasmic reticulum to Golgi vesicle-mediated transport; intracellular protein transport; COPII-coated vesicle cargo loading
Cellular component (GO): COPII vesicle coat; endoplasmic reticulum exit site
Molecular function (GO): SNARE binding; zinc ion binding
Source: RefSeq, a predicted model, not a curated record